GAGCCCCCCGGAGCCCCCCGGAGCCGCGCUGGGCCCCGCCGUGCCCGGCAGGUGGAGCAGCCGAGCCGGCCCCGGGAAUAAAGUCGGGAGAAGGAGCGGGGGAAAACGCGAGCGGGAUGGGGCGGCCGGCGCGGGGAGGGAGCGCGUAGGGGCGGCAGCGGCGAGAGAACAAAGAGCUCGGGGCUGCUGCGCCCACACGCGACUCGCGGGGAGACGCCUCGCCUGGAGAAGGGCUUGGCGAGGCACCACCUCAUCCCGCCGCUCCCUCCCUGCCUGCCUUCCCUCCCAUGCUGGAGGCGAGGAGGGCUCCUGGGAGCGCGGAGCCGCGGGAGAAGCCGCGGGAGAAGCGCCGGGGUGCGCGGGGGGUCCCGCCGGCCCUGCCCGCCCCGCGCCCCGCACGCUCCGCUCCCCCCCGCAACCCCCGCAGCGCCCGGUGAGAUUCCGCAGGAAAUUUAAAGAGCAUCCGGAUCCGGAGAAAAGACAGAAAGAAAGAGGAAGGGAGAAAGAAACCCGAAACGCGCGGAGAGAGGGAGGGAGAGAAGAAGAGCGAGCCCCGCGGGGCGGCUGGAGGAGGGAGGACGGGAGAGACGCGACGCCCGCCGGGGAUGGGGAAAUGAAUCCCUGUGGAGGCAACACCAAAAAGGAGCCCCAGAGCCUCUAGGAGACACACCUGAGGAGGAGCUGUUGGAGGAGAGGCCCAAACUAACUCCACCAGCUAACUAACACCCUUACUAACCAAUGUCAACAACUAGGGAGCAGCCCAUCUUCAGCACCAGGGCCCACGUUUUCCAGAUCGACCCGGCCACCAAGCGGAACUGGAUCCCGGCCAGCAAGCACGCCCUGACCGUCUCCUACUUCUACGAUGCCACGCGCAACGUGUACCGCAUCAUCAGCGUGGGGGGCACCAAGGCAAUCAUCAACAGCACCAUCACCCCCAACAUGACCUUCACCAAGACCUCCCAGAAAUUCGGGCAAUGGGCCGACAGCCGAGCCAACACCGUGUACGGGCUGGGCUUCGCCUCGGAGCAGCACCUGUCCCAGUUCGCAGAGAAGUUCCAGGAAGUGAAAGAAGCAGCUCGUUUGGCCAGGGAGAAGUCCCAGGAUAAAACAGAGCUGACCAACCCUGCCCUGAACAUCACAUCCCACCAGGUACUUCCCAGCCCCAUCAUCAGCUCCAAUGGGCCAGGAGAGGAUAAACUCUUCCGCAGCCAAAGCGCCGACGUGGAGAUCGCGACGGAGAAGGAGCGGCUGAAGAAGAUGCUGUCGGAAGGCUCUGUCAGUGAGGUGCAGUGGGAAGCCGAGUUCUUCAGCCUCCAGGACAACAACAGCAAGCUGGUGGCUGCCCUGCACGAGGCCAACGCCAACGUGGACCAGUGGAAGAAGCAGCUCUCGGCCUACCAGGAGGAGACGGAGUCGCUGCGGCAGAGGGUGGCGGAGCUGGAGUCGCAGGGGACCCACGAUUCCUCCAGCGAGAACAACAAGGAGGAGCUGAGCCAAACCCUGGAGGAGCUGGAGCUGCUCAUCAAGGCUAAGGAUGAGGAGAUCCAGAUGCUGAAGAGCCAGAAGUGUGGCCGCUGGGAAGCCGAGGGGGAGCGGGAGGAGACGCUGCAGAAGCUGCAGGAGCUGGAGGCCCGGAACGCCGAGCUGGAGCAGCGGCUGCAGCUGGCAGAGCAGAGCCUGGCGGAGAGCCUGGCAGAGAGGGAGAAGCUGCAGAGUGAGGUGACCAAGGUGGCCGAGAUCAUGGACGUGAAGAUCUUCGAGCUCAGCGAGAUCCGGCAGGGACUGGCCAAGCUGGUGGAGAGCAACUGAGGCAGCAGAGCCCUCGGGGUUAGGGGCAGCCCUGGGCUGGGACUGGCCCCCCCUUCCCACUGACCCAGAGCAAUCACAGCCACCCCGUGGGCAGGGUUUGCCACCGUACCAGCAGCUGCCUGGGCAGCGUGGGGACCGGCCAGCCCACCCACUGCCCACCCACACGAGGGCAGGGAGGAGCUGAGCCCCCCAGGGAGCUCCCAAAGGCCUGGCCAGCCCUUCUCCAGCCCCUGCCGUGGCUGUGGCGUGGCCCAGAGGGGACCCUCCUGCUGCCCUGCCAGCCUCCCUCCUGCCACACUGUGUCCCCCGGGGUUUUUACACUUUUCUAAGGGGAAGGGGCUGAGCAGCCUUUGUGGUUUUUUGGGUUUUUUUUGUUUGUUUGUUUGUUUGUUUUUCCAGUAGUUUGUUUUUGUUUUUUUUUUUUAGGAAACCACUUGCCUUUUGCAAGUCAGCUGCCUGUUUCCCCACCUGGGGAGGGAGGGAGGAGAGGUUCUAGCACACCUGGGACAAAUCUCUCCUUUUUUCUUCUUCUUCUUCUUCUUCCUCCCCAGCCCAAAGUCUUUCCAACAGGAUCCAGCAACUCUGCUCACUGUCAGGAGCAUCCCUGCAGAGAAGGGGCCUUGUGUCCUUCCCACUGUUCACUCAUCCUCCAGAGGGAAAAAGAACAGCAGGUUUUAAAGCCUCUGUUAGUUUAACACGGUGGGAUUUAAGGGCUCCUUCAAACCUUCAGCUGAGCAGAGCUGCAGGCUUUGGUUUGGGAAAAGGACAUCCCCCAGGGCACGGCCACCAAAGCUGCUGGAUUGGCAUCUCUCCGGGCCUCUGAGGGCUGCAGUUAAUUGAAAUUAAAUGGAGCAAGUCACAGUUGCUCUCUUGGUUCCUCCUUUUGUUUUUUUUUUUUGGGGGGGGGGGCCUUUUAUAUCGGGAAAGAGCCCCCAGGGCCGCCCUGCUCCUUCAGCUCUCCUUGGGAAGGGGACAGGUCCCGGCUUGCCCUGCUGAAAGCAGAGCAGGAGUCACUUGGGAGCAGCUGGGACUGUGCCCUGAGGGGCCCGUGGGGAGCCUGGGAGUUAUCCCAGAUGCUGUCUGGUCACGGGAAUCGAGCAAGGCCCGCGGGAUCCGUGGAUUGCCGUGUCCCCUGGCAGCUGUGGGAGCGGCUGAGCAGUGUCUGGCUGUGCCUGUGACCUUCCACGAGUGUCCAUGGGUUUGGAGGGGUUUUUGGGGGUUUUUUUUUUCAGCCUCUUUGCCACUGUAAGUCAGGCAAAGAGCAGCAAUCCCGGGAAUGUUCCCCGUGGAGCCGGGGAGAGGCUCUGCCUCUGCCCUCCCUCUCCUGCUGACCACGGAGGAACCUGCAGCUUCCACUCUGCCUGCAAGUCAGGGCAGGAUUCGGGGCUGGCACCUUGGGAAUCUGCUGGAGUGGAGGACUGCUGGUGACUCUCUGCAAAGCCCUCCCCUUUCCCAGGAGGGAGUGAGGAAACGUGGAGGUUUCCAGACCUGCUUAGCCAGGGAAGAGCUUUUCUGGGUUUGGGGUUUUUUUGAUUUUUUUUUUUUUUUUUUGGGAAGAGGGGAGUUAUUUAGUUUUUAUUUUAUUUUAAUUUUUGUUGCAUGAAGUGUUCUCACAACUGUCUGGGGCUGGAGCUGCUGUAGUGAGGUUUGUUCCGGGGUAUUUAAAGAGGGAAGGGAGCAACUGGGUGGCAAAAAGUUUUUCGGGAUUGAUUUGCUUCCCACCCCGUGCCAGUGUUGAUAUUUUAUUCCCACAGGAGCAGCCUUCUUUUGAAAUAGAGAUCAGCUCCGAGCAA
This is a messenger RNA of Myiozetetes cayanensis, 3602 nucleotides long. RefSeq names its product homer scaffold protein 3 (gene HOMER3). The record is from RefSeq and is a predicted model, not a curated record. Gene Ontology annotation, cellular component: postsynaptic density; plasma membrane; cytoplasm. Bases 739 to 1809 code for a protein of 356 amino acids. Lineage: Eukaryota; Metazoa; Chordata; Aves; Passeriformes; Tyrannidae. Gene Ontology annotation, molecular function: G protein-coupled glutamate receptor binding. Gene Ontology annotation, biological process: G protein-coupled glutamate receptor signaling pathway; regulation of store-operated calcium entry. The transcript is spliced from 10 exons.